AUGCUAUCAAGAAAAAAUCCACCUGUUCUGCUGUGUUCGCGGGAACUGCCGGAGAAGCCAUGGGAAAUCCUGCAGAUAGACUUUCUAUGUGUACCAGGAUUCGGCUCGGGAGAGUUCUUAAUAGUAGUAGAUACGUACUCCCGCUUUCUUUCAGUCACCGAAAUCAGACAAACAGACGCAGUCAGUACAAACGCGAUUUUGUGCGACAUUUUCAAACUCUGGGGCUGCCCUAGAAUAAUUCAGAGUGAAAACGGACCGCCUUUCCAGAGUGCUAGUUUCUCUGAGUUUUGGGAGGUCAAAGGCGUUCGGGUGCGAAAAUCCAUACCAUUGAGUCCGCGAUCAAAUGGGGCGGUGGAACGUCAAAACCAGGGAAUCAUAAAAGCCCUGGCCGCUUCUAAAAUAGAUGGAGUGAACUGGCGAAUUGCACUACAGCAGUAUGUGCAUAGGCACAACACCCUUGUACCCGACUCCAGAUUGACCGUGACACCGUUCGAGUUAAUGGUAGGGUGGAAAUUUCGAGGAACGUUUCCCAGCCUCUGGACGGAGAAAAAUGACAAAGAGUUGGACCGAAUAAAUAUAAGAGAAAAAGAUAAGGAAGCAAAGCAUUAUAGCAAAACGUAUGCAGAUGAAUCACGGGGUGCCAAGUACAGUGACAUUCGAGUGGGAGACAGUGUACUAUUAUACACAAACCCAUAA
Wyeomyia smithii (pitcher-plant mosquito) is the source of this 696-nucleotide messenger RNA. RefSeq lists its product as uncharacterized. Gene Ontology annotation, molecular function: nucleic acid binding. Gene Ontology annotation, biological process: DNA integration. NCBI's taxonomy places the organism in Eukaryota, Metazoa, Arthropoda, Insecta, Diptera, Culicidae. The coding region runs from base 1 to 696 and encodes 231 amino acids. The record is from RefSeq and is a predicted model, not a curated record. The transcript has a single exon.